Messenger RNA from Chara braunii, 5464 nucleotides. The record is from the annotation of a GenBank genome assembly. Lineage: Eukaryota; Viridiplantae; Streptophyta; Charophyceae; Charales; Characeae.
GGUAGUUGGCGUUUCAAACAUCGGUCGCCAGUUUUGAGCAAGGGACUCCAAGCUUUGAGUCUACACCAUAAGAUAUGAAGCUAUCAUAAAAAAAAGGAUUUCAUGUACUCGAGGUGUCGGGACAGGCCUAUUAGAAGAUAAUGGGUCUGUCAACAAGUGGAGAGCAUUCAAAGAGCACAGAGGGCUUCUGUCUUAGGCACCUGGUCGGGAUCAGGGCAAGAAAUCUUUUCCCGGAGAGGAUAAAACCGUUCGCGGACCAUCGAUUUGGAGUGUACUUCACACUGAUAAAACCGGGAGUCAAUUGGCCAGCUGCACGCGGCUGCACGGGGGUUGACUUUGCAGAGAGCUCUGUGAAUAUUUGUCAGCAUGGCUUGUCUGACAGGGGUGACGCAGGGAGGGAGAGCAACUCAAACGGGGAGCUUGAACGGGCGAAGGGAGGGGACUACGUUCCAUGGAAAGAAUGGGGUUCGGAGGGUGAGAGAAGGGAGGCGGCCGGUUCUUUACCGGAAGGGAUGACGACUGCGAAGAGAUGUGGUGCAGCCGUCGAUGCGGGUCAUUGUGGCCGCCAAGCGUCGUGCGCAGACUGUUCUUGGAGUGAUCAGAUCCUGUACUCGAGCGAGAUCUUAGAGGGAACCCUCAAUCCUGAUUGGCAAGCGAUCGACAAGAGCUUGCUGCCCCAGCAUGCCCUAAACGGCAUCAGAUAUGUGCAGCUGAGGACGUGGGUUGUGGACUUGGACGAAGCCGAGAGACUGAUUAAGGUUGGUGGGGAGGAGGACCUCAUUGAUGCAUACGGUGAUAGGCAGACAAGCAACAAGUACGCACAAUCAGAAAAGAAUGUUCUGCGGAAGAUGCGGAAACCAACAGCGGGUCCAAGGUGGAGUUGGAGGAGUGUACAGAGUGGAAGACAUGUUGUGGGUGCAGGAGAGAGAUGUCGGUGCAUGACAUCUGAAGGGAAGCUCGUUCCAACGCUGGGUACUCAAGCUCAAGGACAAGGAGUGUGUGCGGUUUCUUCUCCGUCCGGCAACGGCGACAGUUCGUCUUCAAGUGGUUCUUCACGGGAUUCGGCGCGCGAGUUCAACAUAGAGGCAUUGGACCCGCUCACGUCUGAGGACUUUGCAUGGCUUCCUCUCUCGACCACCGGYCGAUUGCCGGGACCRCAAUGCGCAGCACUUAGCGCUAAUCUUCACACUUACCUAUCCUUCUAYGCACCACCAACUUCGCCRACGGAUGACGAAGUCGCGGUGGGGGACAUCUUGGCGUAUACUACCAAGGUGGCCCGCGAGUUUCGCACRCAGCGGUACGAUGACAACAACGCACCGCUGAUGUAUGUCCGCAUUCAGGUUGGGCAAGCGUCCUGCAGCGCUUUGCUGGAUAGCGGCGCGACUCGCAACUUCAURAGCCAAUCCUUUAUGCAAAGGGCUGGCCUUGGCGCACAGGUUCGGAGGAAGGCAAACCCGACGGCGAUCAAGUUGGCGGACGGUAAGACACAGCAACUUCUCGACCGUUACAUCGAGGCCGUACCGGUCUACUUCGCACCUCAUGCAUGUGAACCGGUCACGUUCGAUAUUCUCGACACGGACUUCGACAUCAUUCUGGGAAUGCCUUGGCUUGCAAGUGCGGAUCACACGGUCAACUUCCAUCGGCGGACUCUUAGCGUUCGCGACGCCUUCGGCGCGGAAGUGGCGUGUACUGUUCCUCUACCGCACUCUUCGAUCCGGUGCCAAGUGGUAACGGCCAAAUCAUUCCGGGCGACUUGUGCCUACGAGCAGCCCGAUGAGAUCGGCCUAUGUUUCCUACAGACCGUCGCGGUAGCCGACUCUUCCCCCACGAACUUGUCUUCGGACCCCCGUGUGGUGCCGGAUCGGCCGAUCUCUCACGAGAUCAUUCUUGAGGCCGGUGCUGUACCGCCGAAAGGUUGCAUCUGUCGGAUGAGCGAGGAGGAGCUUGAGGUACUCCGCGCACAACUCGAUGAUUUGUUGGCCAAAGGCUGGAUCCGCCCGAGCAGCUCCCCAUAUGGAGCACCUGUUCUCUUCGUCAGGAAGAAGAACAAGGAUCUACGAUUGUGURUCGACUACCGCAAGCUCAACGCGCAAACCAUCAAGAAUGCGGGGCCUCUUCCUCGCAUCGACAAUCUUCUCGAGCGACUGGGCGGCGCGAAGUAUUUUUCCAAGUUGGAUUUGAAAUCGGGAUAUCAUCAAAUCUCGAUCCAACCGCACGAUCGCUACAAGACCGCGUUCAAGACACGGUACGGRCAUUUUGAGUGGGUGGUCAUGCCUUUUGGCCUCACCAACGCCCCGGCGACGUUUCAGGCGGCGAUGACCAACGAGUUCCGUGCAAUGUUGGACCGGUUCGUGCUGGUCUACUUAGACGAUAUUCUCGUCUACAACCGGUCAUUGGAGGAUCAUCUGGGGCACCUUCGACGAGUGUUGGAGACGCUCCGCCGCGCYAAGUACAAGGCCAACCGCGACAAGUGUGAAUUUGCCCGACAGGAGCUGGAAUACUUGGGCCAUUUUGUCACAUUGGAGGGCAUCAGUCCGCUAUCGGACAAGAUUCAGGCCGUCCAGGAGUGGCCGGAGCCUCGGAACGUCACGGAAGAUUCUAGGGGGAACAUCUCGUUGAUUGCGAGGAAGAACCAAGGUGAUGGUGGGAGUGAGAGCCAGAGACGGGUAGGCAUUUGGCAGGUGGAAGAUACUCCAAAGCAGUGGUCCGUUCCUGAUGUGUAUGGAUCUUGCGGACCCACGUCUUCUGGCGAUUCCCGAUUGGACAACAGCUCUGGAGGGUGGAUGAGGGAUCAGCCAGCUACGGGACGGACCAAAAAUAAUUUUCGUAACUGUGAUCAGAGGCAGCGGUAUGGUGGUGAGGCGACGGCAAAUCCGCGUGACUUGAAUUGUGAGUCAGAUUGUCAGCAGGAUGGAAGAGGGAGCAGUGACAGCAGCAGGGAUUACGGUGGGGAGAUGCAUGCUGGAGGUGAAAGUGAAACAGCUCUGCACAGAACAAAGAAUGAAAGGCGUGGAGAGGAAGAGAAGGCUGUCUGUUGUGUGAAUCGGAAUCAGAAUGGUGACCUGGCCUGUCUAUCGGAGGAUCGCCCGGUGGGUUACGAUAUGAGAACAGACAAGGAAGCUGUCCGCACAGCAGACGGAGGGAGAAGUGGAGGGGUAGAAGACGAGGAUGGGUGGAGCAGGCAUCAGCCUUUUGAACAAGCUAGGAGAAAGAGAGGGCACCAUGUGUGCUGCAAAGAAGGGUUAGGGUUUCGGUUUUCUGACGACCUGGGGCAAAGCGCCAUUGUAGUUGACGAUGGGUUGCUGGAGCGGAUUAGGAAGAUGGAAGAAUUAGUUGUGUCUGUUGUUGUGGAUUUGAACUUGCUGGUUCCCUGCAGUUCAGGGCCCCAGGGGAUAGUUUUUUUAAGCAGUCAUGUGUUAGCGAAUAGCAUUUUUUUUCAGUUACCCAGUGGUUGGUAUACGUUGCCGGAGAGUUGUAGUAGGAGUAUUGUAGAUGGGGGGGGCUCAGGAAAAUCGUCAUUGAUUGGACCGGCGUUGAUGACAGACCAAUUUGGGGUGGCUUGUAAAGUUGGUGAGCAUAGUGCCAUGCAACAGUAUUCCUUGCAGGGUGUGCAGGGUGUAGAUCCAAGUGCCGAUUCCAUGGACGAAGAGGCAGAUUCCAACGAGCGUCUGGAUAAUGGAGGAAAAGCGGGUGAGGAGAAGGGGAGCAGUGCCCAAGCACGUAAAACGAAGAAGAAAAUCAAUGAGGUCGUGCUGCGGAAAGGGUUGAUGGCAUUGGCAACGCGAAGACUGUUACUGACAAGAACUUGCACCAUGAGGGAUGUGCUGGCAGAGCGACUCGACAAGGCAAUGGAGACUAGGGCCCGAAUGAGGCAAAAGGCAGAAGCUCUUGAAGAGCAGAGGAUGAGAGUGAUGAAGCUGAAAGCGGCUGCACAUUCAGCAUGGGUGAAGAAUGAAAUGCUCUCAUUGCAGAUAUCAGAAACUCAGGAUGGCGUUGUCCAGCGUAUCCAGCAUCUGACAGCUCUGGUGAAGGCUGUAAGCGACGCCAGAGGACGCCUGCAGGAAGCUGGCAACCUGCUUGCAGGUGAGGGAGGAUAUGGCCAUCUGACGUACCUCGGGAGGGCAUUGUGGUCUCGCCGCUCACGUAUGAUUGCUCAGCUUCUCUCCAUUUAUCCUUUGUCAGCGACUACCAAUGGCAGAGGUGGAAUCCCACAAGUAGCCUCCUGGUUGUCUCCGCCAUCAAGACCACAUUCACCCACCCCGCCGAGUCCUUCGUUAUGUGCUUCUGCUUCCAUGCCAUCUUCCCCAGCACCUUUGUCACCGACAUCGCAGUCGACAUCAUACCUCUCACUUUCUCCCACCUCCUCUACGUCGUCCUUCUAUUCCCCUCCUCUUCCUAAUGACGCGUUUCCCGGGCAGCCUUUUGUAUUGCCUCCUGUAGUGUCUGCUUCCACAAGUCCGAUGGGCAGCAUGAGUGCGAGAGGUGGUCGACACACAAGGAGUGCGAGCGACAGCAAUCUUGCAUUCUUGUCCUCAAGGUCGGUUCUUGAUCUUGACAAUGGAGCGGAGCAAACUGGCGAAACCAACCAGGAUGGACAGCUCGGCAGCAAUGCUCGGGCAGGGUUACCGACGACACAAGUGACGGCUUCUGAGGGCAGACAUGAAAUUGCCAUUCACAGUGCACUUCUGGCGUCGAUGGCCAGGUUUGACCUGGGCAGAGGGCUUGCAACGGCGCAUAUGGCCAAACUGGGUGACUUGUCAGUGCCGUCAGAAGGGCAGAGGGAGAGUUCUUCAGUGCUGGAAGAGGGGCAAGGAGGUAAGAGCACAACCCUCCAGGCAGGGAUGGCAGCUAUGAUUGCAGGGCUGCAAUUGCUAGUGCCAUCCCGAAGGACACUGGGAACACCUUCAGAGAAGCAGGAGAACGAACAGUCUGCGACAGCGAUCGGGUAUGCAGCCCAUGUUGUGUCCUUGCUCGGCACGUACUUGGAUGUGCGUUUGAGGUACCCUAUCCGUCUGAUGGGGUCUCGCUCAUCCAUAUGGGAUCCUUUUCCUACUGUCGAUUGCAGUCUGGGCUCGUCAGCGUCUGUUUACCUCUCAGGGGCUGCAGGUGAUGGACAUAUCGGAGGAUGGGGCCAAGGGAACACUGCAGGAGGAGGGGUCGAGUUUCCACUCUAUAACGGUGGCAAGGAGCCGACCCGCUUUGCAUACGCUGUGUUUCUUCUUAACAAGGACAUUGAGCAAAUAAUGAAUGCUUACGGUAUGGCGUCCCUGGGACCGAGACAUGUUGUGCAGAAUCUACAGAAGCUGGUUUCUUCGUUCUGCGCAGGCUGCUGCACUCUUCCUUAAAGCUUAAGGUACCUUGCCGAGUGUUGGAAGAAGCAAAGACCUCUUAGGGUAAAGUGCUCAUGUGACACAUUGUUAGAUGGGCGCCUCUUGAUCACCCUCGCUAGACAAGUCUUUGAAAG